Podospora anserina S mat+ is the source of this 663-nucleotide messenger RNA. RefSeq lists its product as uncharacterized. Bases 1 to 663 code for a protein of 220 amino acids. The record is from RefSeq and is a predicted model, not a curated record. The transcript is spliced from 2 exons. NCBI's taxonomy places the organism in Eukaryota, Fungi, Ascomycota, Sordariomycetes, Sordariales, Podosporaceae.
AUGACUACAGACAAUAUGCCACCAGGAUACUAUGCCUCAUCGACCACAGCCAAACUCGCCCUGCGAGAUGGCACAUCCACAUCACCACCGACACCCGAAGAGACAUCAGGAGUGGUGAUCCUGCUGGCCGUCCUGGGAAGCGCCGUGUUUGCUCUCUUGUUCUUUUGGGCAGUGAAGCGCUGCUACUGGGACGCGUGGUGGUAUUCAGGUACCUACUACCCAAUACCUGCACCUCGGCCUGUGGAAGUAGUGUGGGCGCCGAAUAAUAGCAACGACUAUUGCUCAACUUGUUCAGGCGAAUCCCACAUCACGGUUCCCAGUACGAGCAGUCCAUCUUCAUCUCCGUCGCUUUCUGUCAAGCCUGGCGCCAGCGCGGGUGCGAUUCGUCUGAUCAGCAAGGUUGUCGGCGACGGCUUGGAGGAUGACGAGACGAUUAAACGCAACAUGAUAAUGCCUAAUGAUGCCACGAAUAAUGAACCAAGGGGUGGAAUGUUUUGGAACAAGGGAACCGGAGCAAAAGCAGGUGCAAGAACAUGUGUGGACUUGAAACAGCUGGACUCGGGGCCUUUCUCGAGCACAGUCAUGUCACAAUGUGGCACCGGGACGAGAGGUCUCCAGGAACAGAAGCAGGUCGAGGAUUCUAAAUCGUGUAUCUUGAUGUAG